Messenger RNA from Mercurialis annua (annual mercury), 2210 nucleotides. Its product is annotated as mRNA export factor GLE1. Lineage: Eukaryota; Viridiplantae; Streptophyta; Magnoliopsida; Malpighiales; Euphorbiaceae. Gene Ontology annotation, cellular component: cytoplasm; nuclear pore; nuclear pore cytoplasmic filaments. The transcript has 15 exons. The record is from RefSeq and is a predicted model, not a curated record. Gene Ontology annotation, molecular function: phospholipid binding; inositol hexakisphosphate binding; translation initiation factor binding. Gene Ontology annotation, biological process: poly(A)+ mRNA export from nucleus; regulation of translational initiation; regulation of translational termination. The coding region runs from base 143 to 2029 and encodes 628 amino acids.
UUUGAAUUCGAUACACAAGUUUGAGGACCCUGUUUACCCUUUCUUCAAAUUAAAUCGCUACCUAAGAAAGGCAAUUAGGGUUCUUUAGAGAGUUCAAUUCAAUCACACUAAAAUUUCACUGAUCAAUCCAAUUUUAUGCAAAAUGGGAGCUUUAAAAUUGGAAAUUCCAGGUCCACAAACGGUUAAUGAAGUCGGAGUCGAUCCAGACCCGGAUUGGAGCUUUGAUUCGUUGUUAUCGGAGCUCAAUUCACUUGAAAACAAGCUUAAAAGCUCCUCCCAAUCUUCAUUUCAUUUCUCAACAUCACAAUCAAGAGGAUUUUCGACCGCGGAUAAGAGUUCGAGAGGUGCAUUUGUUAUGCGAGUUUCGGAUGAUGAGAUCGAGGAUUCUGAUAGUGAAGUCGAGAACGAAGAGAAGGGAGUGGCGAAAGGGUUUCGUUAUGAUGAUAUUUAUCUUUGUGAAAGUGACGAUUCUGAUUAUGAGUUCGUUCUUGAUUCUCAUACCUAUUUAAUGGAUGGAGCUGAAUUAGUGGAAAGUUCCCUGUUCGAACUAAGUCAGGAGCAUCAGCUCGGAGUUAAGGAGGAAAUCAGGAAUAAAAUCUCAGAAUUGGAGAUGGAAUUAGUGAGAGAUGGCGAAAAGUUUAGUUCUGCAUUGACCCGAGUUGAGAAGUAUAAAGAGGCAAGAAGAGAAUCUGACCGGAAAUUGCAUGCACAAUAUCAGCGUAAAAUUGCAGAAGCGCUGGAUAAUCACUUAACCAGUAUCCAGCGGGAUCAUGAAUUGAAAUCACAAGUGGAAGAAAGGAGAUUAAGAAGUGAUGCAGCUCAGGAAGACGCUAAAAGAAAGGAGAAGGCCUUGCAAGAAGAAAGGAUACGUCAAGAGAGAGUUAGAGUAGAAGCAGAGGCUAAACGCAAAGCUGAGGAAGCAAAAAGGGCUUCUUUAGAAGUAGAGGAAAGAGCAGCAAAGGAAGCUACUGAAAAGGAAGCUGCUGAAGCCUCAAAAAAGCAAGCUGCAGCAGUAUCACAACAGGAUAUUUCUGGACAGAAAAUAAAUGCAAGUUCAUCAAAUCAGGAUGUUAGUUCUCAAGGAUUUAUAUCUAAUGAAACAAAAAAAUCGCAAUUAACAGGAAACUCUGUCAUGGCUGCACAAAGUGUUCUUAGUAUAGAGCAGAAAAGGCUAGACAAGCUUAAAGCAUUAAAGGAACAAAACCAAUCAUUGAAGUUGAGAUUCAACGAGGAUUUCAGCAGUCAUGAAAGGCAUAUUGCUAGGUUGAUAAAAACAAUACGGGGGGCACAAGAGAAUGUUCGUACGAGGUCAAGUGAGCUAGUUGGGAUUUGCAAGACUUCUUCAUUCCCUCAACCAAUCAGCCUUGCAGCAUUUGCAACAUAUGCAACGAAGUUUGGAUCCCAGUCUGGAAUACCUGUUAGUGCUGUCUUUGCGUUUGCGCAUGUCAUUGUUGCAGUUACCUCACAGGUUCCACACUUAAUGGAUCUUCUUCUGGCUGAGUUUCACAAAGCUUGCAUCUAUACAGUCCCAAAGCAUAUAGCGUACUCAAAGUCAGCAUUUGAAUCGAGAGAGGCUUACAAGAAAACCAUUGGAUAUGAAGAACGGGACGGAAAGAUUGAAAGUACUAGUGAUUUUUUGAGUCGCUUAGAAUGCCACAUGAGACUCUAUGGCGCUUUAGUUCAGACAGAAGUCCGGGGUGUCCAGAAUACUCACGGUCCGAGAGAAGGCUGGGCAUGGCUUGCAAGAUUCUUAAAUAACCUUCCUGCCAAUAUAUUUACUGCUGUUGCAUUGAAGGCAUUUCUGACGACAGCGGGAUUUGUUCUUUUCAAGAAAUACAAAUCUCAGUUUGGGAAGAUGCUGAAUUACAUCUACACCGAUUUCUUAGCGGCGCUGAGGAAGCUGCAAGAUUCCGAGCUGAAUGCAACUAUAAUGGAGAUACAAUACUACAUAGAAGACAAGAAGUUUCUUCAAGAACCAGAAGGAUCGAGGCUCGAAGUUGAAUUGAGAUCAAGUACUUAUGGAGCAUGAGAUUUUGAUCUUGAUCUUAUGGUUUAAGCUAUAUUUUUCUUUUUGUAUUUUAGAUUCCCCUCUUAUAUUUGCAUUUUUGUAUCCAUUAUAAACUCUACAAAACAACAAUUUACAACAAAAACAUUGUGUAGAACCUUUAUUGUCUAAAAUAUAAAGAGACCCCGAGAAAUAGACAGGUGAA